GGCAUCGUUCCUGAAAGACGGGAUUGGAAGGAACCUCCGAUGACGUGCGCUAUUUUUUCGUGCAGAUAAAAUGCAACUCGUGAAAAGACAGCAUUUUACUCAUUUGCCUGGUUUAGGUGUUUAGUUUUGGAAAUGUCCUUAACUCACUGAUCUGUUAGCCUAAGCUCUGGAAGCAUCUUCCGCUCAUUCCUGCAUCCGCGUUACCGCCUCUGCACCGACGAAUCGCAUCCAACCUACCUGCGCAUCCUUGAAUUAGUUGCCAAAAUGGCAUCGGCAGCGUCGGGAACAGGCUAGCAGGCGACGUGCCCUGAUGUGAUGAAAUGGACCGUGUAUGUCCAAUAUAUUUGAGUUCAACAGCUUGGGAGUGUCUGGAUGCUAGUUUUUGAAAAUAAUGCCAGAAUGCCGCAGGCACUGCUGUUGUGAAACUGGAUCCGGUCGAGCGACGAAUGGGGUGACUUCUCCGGCAAGAAGGUCCCAGACGCGGGCCAUCGGAUUCAGCGCCUCCCGGGCGGACCCCCAGCUCUAACGGGGUCGUCUGGGGGGCAAUCGGAGAAAAUGCAGGAGGUGACGGUGGAGGGGGAUGAUCCCAUUUUAGACGGGACUAACAGAGAGGUGCAACGUCCGGUGAGGCAGUCCCUGCUAGCGUCUCUGUGUCGCGAGUCGCAUUGGAAGUGCCUGCUGCUGACCUUGCUGAUGUACGGCUGCUUCGGCACUCUGGGCUGGUGUGCCUUCUGCACCGUGCCCGUCCUCCCGUCUUCCUCGUCCUCCUCGUCCUUGUUCUCCUUCGCCGCCGCCCCCUUCGACCACUCCAACGAUCCCACGGAGCCGCCCUACGCCUACGGCGACCUCGGGAUGACCAGCCCGUGCUCCAGCGGCUAUGUUUACAUCCCGCUGGCCUUCCUGGCCAUGCUGUACGUGGUGUACCUGGUGGAGUGCUGGCACUGCUACUCGAAGACGGCCACGCUGGCGCAGGCGGAGACGGCCGAGGUGUACGAGCGCGUGCAGAGGCUCCAGCAGGCCACGCCCUGCAUCUGGUGGAAGGCUAUCAGCUACCACUACGUGCGGCGCACGCGGCAGGUGACGCGCUACCGCAACGGCGACGCCUACACCAGCACACAGGUGUACCACGAGCGCGUCAACACGCACGCCGCCGCCUCGGAGUUCGACUACGGCCGCUACGGCGUCAACGACGUGUCCAGGGACCUGCGGGGCCUGAUGGAGCACCCGGCCGUGCGCCUUCGCUUCACCAAGUGCUUCAGUUUCGCCAGCGCGCGGGCGGAGGCCGCCUACCUCACGCAGCGCGCGCGCUUCUUCGGCGACAACGAGGGCCUGGACGACUACAUGGAGGCGCGCGAGGGCAUGCACCUGAAGAACGUGGACUUCCGCGAGCACAUGCUGGCCUUCCUGGACCCGGCGCGGCAGCCGUGGUUCGCGCGGCACGCCGUCUUCUGGCUGGCCUCCGCCGUGCUGCUGUCGUGGCCGCUGCGCGUCGUGGCCGAGUACCGCACCGCCUACGUGCAUUACCACGUGGAGAAGCUGUUCGGCGACCGCGACGAGACCCGGUCGGGCGACGGCGACGGAGGAGGAAGUGAGGCGGCCAACAACGAGAGGAACGGUAGCGUCGGAGGCGGAGGCUCCAGCUACAGAGCCAUCUCUCGCGUCAACACCGUGGACAUGACCGAGCUGGAGUGGCACAUCCGCUGCAAUCAGCAGAUGGUGCCCAGCUACUCGGAGGCCCUGCUGAUGGACCUGGACACCAGUGGCCCCAACCCGGCCGUGGCCCAAACUGGAGCCCCAACGCUGGCGGGAGGAGGAGGGAACGGAGCCCCGGCCGCCCCGGUGGCGUUCGCCUCGGCCUACCUGCUGCAGAGCUGCCCCCGCUGCAGGCGCUCCACCAGCAGCGCCUCCUUGCCCUCCAGGCUGCGGGGCCCCACGGCGGCCCUGCUCACGGGCACCAUGGCCGGGAUGAGGGCCAGCGUGGCAGCGACGGCGGCGGCGGCGGCGGGGGGUGGUGGCGUGCCGGGAGCGGGGCCCGGGAGGCUGGUGCUCAGCCGCAGCGGCUUCUCCCUCGGCCGGCUGCAGGCCUCGCGGCCGGCGUCCCUGUUCCACUCGCGCAGCGUGGGCGGGGGGCUGGGGGGACGAGGAGAGGACGGAGGAGGAGGAGGGGGCUUCCUCGGUUUGGGAUCCAGGCAGGACGAGGAGAGUAGGGGAGUGCUCGAGGGUGACGGCGACGAAGAAGAGGAAGAGGAGGGGGAAGUGAAUGAGGUGAGCGAAGAGAAUGAAGAGCGACAGGAGAAUGAGCAGGAAGAGGAGGAUAGAGAGGAUGGGAGGGAAGGAGAGAGGGAGAGACCACCAGCCUAUCAGGAUGCAUUCUUCUUCCCCGUGCUGAUUGUCCAUGGAGAGGAGAGCUGCCAUUCUGGAGAAGAUAUUUCAUAAAGCAGUUGAGACAGAGAGUAACAUGGAUUGAAACAAUGAAAUACAAAAGAAAAACAUGUAUUUGAAAAUGAACAUAGAAAAAAAAAACUUUAGUAUGUACAUAAGAAAGGGCAGAUAGAUAUUUUGAUGUAAGAAUAUUGUAGGCUAGGGAAUUUUGAGCAUAAGGAGAGUGCAGGUUAAAAAGGACCAAAUGGCACAUUUACAGUAUGUGAGCUGAAGUCAGAAAAAAAAUACUCAGAUUGUUGGAUAACUAUGCAAUGACAAGGGGACGUGAGGAGACAGUCAGAAUGGAUGUUAGGCCUGUCCCUGCAAUUCCUUUAAUGCUUAACUAAAGAAGAACAGGACCCAGGGCAGGACAGUGUGGACAUAUUUUGUCUUCCAAGACCAAUAAGAAAUAAUCACCAUGAACACAAAGAAAGAAAACAUGUCUGUCACAUUCAGCCAUUUUGUCUAAUGAGGGUCUAAGAGCAUCUGUCUUGUGGAUCAGACGUCAAAUGAAUCUCAAGCCGAUGGGUCUGUAUACAUCAGGAUUUCUCAUUUUCUUAUUUCAAUCAAAAUUAUCUCAGCUUUUGUAUUUCAGCCUUUUUCCUGAUUCAUUUGACCUUCUGUUCCAAGUUCAGUGAUAACAGGUAACUUUUGAAAAUGCCUCAGCAAAGGAAAUGUACCAUUGACAUUUUUUUUUUUUUUUGUCAAAGCGGGUGAGACCUGUGGAAGUUUUUUUUCACCCCUGCCUGUAACCUCAAGUCCUUAUGGGAAUUCAGCCUGAGGCUAUAUUUUCAGUAGGUCUGGAAGCCCAAUCACCCCUCUGCCUUUUUUGUCUUUUCGACUGAUCUCUGGUUUUCUUUUUAGCCAUGUGAGCCUUUCAAAGGCUUCCGAAAUAAACAGAAAGUAUACAUUAGAUCAAUGAUUAUGCUAAAGAUUAAGCAACUCUGUUGGCUGUUGGAUAAGAAUGUCAGUGCAAAGACUAUUAUAGACCAUUUUUUCAUUCCCCCUCAUAAAGGGUCAUCUCUUUAUUUUUGAACACCGGACUCACUUUAUUUGCACUACAACAAGUUUUUGUAUCAUUUUGAGCUCAAGCUUCUCACCAACUUUGCCUCACAAAUAUUGUUGCUCUUUGUCGUAAUAACUCGGCAUCACUUUGAUUCGUGAGAAAAGAUAUUCUUGCAGCAUGUUGCCUUUCAUCCACAUACAGUGUGUAAUGCUGACCUUAACAGAUGCUGAAGCAUCAUAUUAUAUCUGAGCAAUUGGUAUCGGGAUAUAGCCUUUUGUGCCAUUAUACAACCUCUGACUUCCUGGUAAUAUUGUACAUGACAAGUCACAUGCCUCCAUCUGCUUGAAGUCUACAUCACGUUGAGUCAGACUAUAUGCAGCAAGCAAAUACUCCACAACUAUACUUUGUCUCCAGUAUAGCUUUUUCUUGUAAGUGAUCAACUUUGUGCACCAUAUAAAGAGCACCACACCUCAUGCCAAAGCUGAACCAGUCAUGUACACAUGUAUGAAUGAAAGUCACAUUCACACAAACAGUUAUACUCGCUUCCACAUUAUAUUACACCAUUUAAAUUAGAAAGGAAGAAACUGAAGAAAAAGAACAUAUUAAAUCUUACCGUAAUGUUGUCAGAAUGUUAUGUGUUGCAACCUGAAUGUUGACUAUGAUCUACUAAGAGUACACAGCGAACGUUCCGUGUGUCACAGAUGUGUGUGAUUCUCAUGUAGCCCAGUUGUGUUUUGCACUGUAUGUGAUCUAGACGAAUAAUCUGACUAUAACUAUGUUGGAGUCUUUUUGUAAGGGUUUUUAGCCUGUAGUAUUUUCGGCGGGGAUAUGUAACAUAACCAUGGCUAAUUUUUUUAACAUGCAUUUUAUUAUCACUCCAUUCAGUUAGUAUGGCACAGAAUCAAGGUACAUUUACUUUGUGUUGGAGAAAAACAUCUAAACAUUGGUACAGAUUCCCAAGUCACUGUUUAAUUAAUGGUUGUUGGUUCAAUAGUUGAAUUUCAAUAGCUUCAAUAGUUGAAUUUUAUUUGGAAUGACCUGUCACUACCUCUACAUAUAAAGCUACAGUAACAGUGAUCUUGCUUCAGUUCAUUACAAAUAACAGGCUGUUGUAAUGUUAAUUAUAAAGGCUAAGUUUAUUCCCAAUUUCGCCUUUGUCUGACAGCAACUGCAUCUGCCCUUCAGAUUUAAGUUGGCUGAAAUAAAAUGGUGGAGAUGAAGACAGAAUAAAGUGAAAGUGUUUUGUCAAAUCACAUUUUAUAUUGGUGUUGAGCUUGGAAAUGUGACAGUGCCUACAUUUGUUUAUUUAUCGUAAUGAACAUCUCCUAAUGAUUUUCUGAAUUGUAUUCUCCUUUAGCAUCCAGUUUACACCUGCAUUCAUUUUCUUUGAAAAGCUUUAAUAAUGCUGUAAUUAAAACUAUGCUGAAAGGUCAA
Alosa sapidissima (American shad) is the source of this 4861-nucleotide messenger RNA. Its product is annotated as transmembrane protein 151A. The transcript is spliced from 2 exons. The coding region runs from base 556 to 2436 and encodes 626 amino acids. The record is from RefSeq and is a predicted model, not a curated record. NCBI's taxonomy places the organism in Eukaryota, Metazoa, Chordata, Actinopteri, Clupeiformes, Clupeidae.